Messenger RNA from Adineta steineri, 2418 nucleotides. The record is from the annotation of a GenBank genome assembly. NCBI's taxonomy places the organism in Eukaryota, Metazoa, Rotifera, Eurotatoria, Adinetida, Adinetidae.
AUGUCAUUUGAAAAAAUAAAUCUUGUAUUAAAACAAAUAUCAUCAUCGAAUUCUUAUUCAUCUAUUCGUUUAUUAAUUGAAGAAUAUUUUUUUGAUAAAAAUGUCCAUUUAACAUCAAUUGAACAAGAAAAAUUAGUUCGUUUAUGUUUAAGAAAAUUACCGGAUUGGUUUUCUCAAACACCGGAACAAAUUAAAGAUAUAAAAUUAAAUUUUCAUAAAUAUUUUCUACAAACACCUAUUCUAUUAAAACAAAAACAAUUAAUUGAUUUAAUUAUAAAUGAAUUUCAAACGAAUUUAAAUGAUUAUUUUAUUUUUUUAUUAAUUGAUAUUUAUGAAAAAAAUUAUGAAAAAUUAUUAAAUGAACUUGAACAAGAUAAAGAUAUUGGAUAUAUUAUUCAUUUACCUGAUCGAAUUAGUAAUAUUUGUAUGACAAAUAUUCCAAUAUGUUUUCAAAGUAAAAUUUAUUUUCAUCGUUUAAGUCAAUAUAUUCAAGAACAAUUAAUUACAUAUCAUUAUCCAAAUAUGGUUGCACAAAUUGAUACAAAUAUUAAUUUUCUUUGUCAACUUGUUCAUAGAGCAGCAAAAUUAGGUCAUACUGAAUAUAUUUGGCGUCCAUUAUAUAAAAAUUUAUUUCUUAAAAAAUGUUCGAAUGAUCCUCUUUGGUUACGAUUAGCUCAAUAUUUUCUUUUGGAAACAAUUGAUGAUAUUCUUUUAUAUACAAUACAACAUGGUAAUGCUAAUAUUCUUGAUUUAUUUCUUAGUGAUCGAAUUCUUCAUUUACCGUUAUUACAAACAUAUCUAACAGAUACAUUACUUUUUCGUAAACAAUUAUCAAUAGAUAUUGUUCAAACUAUUCUUAUUUAUUUAACAAUGUCAAUAAAUCGAACAGAACAAUGUUUUGAAAAUACAUUUAUACGUUUUUUACAAUUAUGGUCACAAGAUAGUUUUAUUCGAUUUUCUUCAAAUAAUCAACAUCUAUAUAUAUGUCAAUGUAUAUGUAUUUGUUUAUCACUUAAUAAACAAAUACAAACGAAUAAAGAUAAAGAUCAAAUUCUUCUAUGUAUAUUAAAUGGUAUUCGUAUACAUAUUGAAUCAACAUUUGAUUAUAUUCGACGACGUGGUCAAUUUAUUGGAGAAUUAAUUAUUGAACGUAUUAAUUUAUUUUCACAAUCAACUCAACUUCAAUUUAAUACAUAUGAUAAAAAUCAUCCAGAAAUACAAAUGUUAAAAAAACUAGCUGAAAUAAAUCAUUCAUAUAUUGAUAGAGAAUUAUCUGAUGAUGAACAAGAAGAAAUUCCAGCAAAAAAAGAAUCGAUUGUAUCAAUUCCUGAUAAGCCAAUAUCAUCAAAUACUGUUGUUCUUCGCGAAGCAUCGAUUGAUGAUGACGACGAUGAUAGUGAAUUUGAAUCAUAUGAUUACUCCCAUGACACUGCUAAAUCUGAUGUACAAAAGCCAACUUAUAUUCGAACAUGUCUAGCUGAUUUAAUUGCAACGGAUAAAGUUUCUCAAUUGGAAGCAGCUUUACAUGUCUUACCAUCAUUAAUUGAAAUAUAUAAAAUUGAAUGUGAAGAAGUUGCUUUAGAAAUUGUUCGAAUUUUAUUAAAUUAUAAUAGUACAUUUAAUAUAGAAAAUUUUCAAGAAUUACAGUUGAAUGGUUUAAUAACAUUAUGUAAAACUUAUCCGUUAUUAAUAAGUGAUUAUUUAUGUAAACAAUUCUAUGAAAAAAAUUAUACUAUUAAUCAACGAAGUCUUAUACUUAAAACAAUACAAGAAACAGGAAAAAAAUUAUCUGAAAUUGAUCAAAUUCAAACAAAAAUUCAAAAUGAAUUAUUUGUUUCUGAUAAUGAUGGUGAUGAUGAUGAUGAUGAUGAUGAUAAUGAUUCAUGGCAAUCAACUAUUAAUAAACGUUUAAAAUUAAAAACAAAAUAUAAAAUAAAAAACCAGUCAAAAAAACAAAUUUUAUUUAAAGAAAAUUAUUUUGGAAAUAUUGUUGGACAUUUUUUCUAUCCAUUAAUAUCAUUUAUAGAUACAACAACACCACAUCUAUCAUUAAUUAAUAAUGAUAAUGAUCAUUUAUUAUUAUGUGAACUUUUAGCUUGUUUAGGUCGUUUAUGUAUUAAUGCACAAAAUACAUUACCAUUAAAUAAUAUGAUUAAACAAUUUUUACAAGUACUUAAAUUAUUACAACAACAUGAAGAUGCUGGUGUACGUCAUGCUGUUAUAUAUGCAUAUGCAUGUUGUCUAGUUUCAAUUGGUAGUACAUGUCAUGACGAAGAUUUACAAGGAAAUUUUAUUGAAUUAAAACAAUGGUUAGAUUAUAUUAUUAUUAAAGAUACAAAUACUGAAGUACAAAAACUAGCAAGAUCAGUACGACAAAUUUUAUUAAAAACUCUACAAGAAAUGACUCAAAAUGAAUAG